Messenger RNA from Beta vulgaris subsp. vulgaris (sugar beet), 1479 nucleotides. RefSeq names its product protein LAZ1 homolog 2. The coding region runs from base 161 to 1435 and encodes 424 amino acids. The transcript has 9 exons. The record is from RefSeq and is a predicted model, not a curated record. Gene Ontology annotation, biological process: transport. NCBI's taxonomy places the organism in Eukaryota, Viridiplantae, Streptophyta, Magnoliopsida, Caryophyllales, Amaranthaceae. Gene Ontology annotation, molecular function: transporter activity.
UUUCUGUUUCUUUCUUCCUUUUUUCGGUUUCCCACCAUUUUACGUGAAGAAUAUCCCAGUUUUAUAGUGAUGAAGAACUGGAUGGGGAAGACUUACAACCAAGAAAUCAAUCAUCUUCCCAGUGUGUAAACUAGGUCUUGUCGGCUUAAUUGUACAAGAAAUGAAUCCAUAUAAGGAAUUCCAUGGACCAGCCACCAUCGUCGCAGGAUUCUUUGCGUUGAUGGCAUCAGUUCUCUCCCUGAUUUUGAUUUGUCAACAUCUAAGAUCGUAUAAUAAUCCUGCGGAGCAAAAGUGGAUUGUUGCUGUGCUUCUCAUGGUUCCUAUCUAUGCCAUUGAGUCAAUCAUAUCCUUGUCCAAUCCUAAGACUUCCCUAGCCUGUGACAUUUUGAGAAAUUGUUAUGAAGCAUAUGCGUUGUACGCUUUUGGGAGCUACCUCAUCGCCUGCCUUGGUGGAGAAGAAAGAGUUCUAGAACUAUUAGAAGAUAAAUCAACAAAUGUACUUAACAAACCACUGCUGGAAGGAAGAGAUACAGAACCAGAGUCACAUCCAAAAUCAUUCCGCGACUUCUUUCUAGACCCAUGUGCACUUGGAGAACAAUUGUUCUCAAUUAUUAAAUUUGGUCUUGUACAAUAUAUGAUCCUGAAGACAGUCUGUGCUUUCCUGGCUUUUGUUCUGGAGAUAUUUGGUGUAUAUGGUGACGGUCAGUUCAAGUGGCAUUAUGGGUACCCAUAUAUUACAAUUGUAUUGAACUUCAGUCAAAUGUGGGCACUGUAUUGCCUAGUUCAGUUUUAUAAUGUGACUCAUGAGAGACUUAAACCAAUUAAACCACUUGCAAAGUUCAUCAGCUUCAAGGCUAUUGUGUUUGCUACGUGGUGGCAAGGUGUAGGAAUUGCACUGCUAUGCGCACUUGGAGUUCUACCAAAAGAAGGAAAAGUUCAGACUGGUUUGCAAGAUUUCUUGAUCUGCAUUGAAAUGGCAAUUGCGGCAAUAGCCCAUGUGUGUGUCUUUUCUGCAAAAUCCUAUAAUUUCUUACCAGUAUCAGAGUACGGGAAAAUCAGUACUCGAACUGAGAAAACAUUGAUUAACUUAGAAAAGGAAGGUAAGGGCAAAGGACCAACUAUGAUAGAGAAGACUGAAACUGAGAUCAAAGCUCCUGGAACAAGCAUCACUGAGAGUGUUCAAGACAUUGUCGUCGAAGGUGGUCAGCAGGUGGUUGAAGAUGUAAAGCUGACCAUAAAUCAGGCAAUAGAACCUGUCGAGAAGGGCGUAACGAAGAUCCAAGAAAGCUUCCAUCAAAUAACAGUGGGUUCUGACGACAAGCAAGAGUCGGAUCUGGAGAUUGAGGAACACGUUGAGGACGAUGAACCAGGAAGCAAGUCUACUGUAGCAUCCCAAAAAUUGAGUGUCACCAAAUCUGUAGAUGAGACUUCUUGAUAUAUUGAUAGACUUCUUGAUAUAUAGAUACUUCUUUUCUUUCU